This is a messenger RNA of Coffea arabica (coffee), 538 nucleotides long. The record is from RefSeq and is a predicted model, not a curated record. NCBI's taxonomy places the organism in Eukaryota, Viridiplantae, Streptophyta, Magnoliopsida, Gentianales, Rubiaceae.
GUAAAAAAUUCAAAGUAAGAGGGUGUGGAUUGACUGUUUCUGUUAAACUCUCUUAGUUAGUUGGUAAUGAUUUUGUCAUUUUUUUUCUUUUUGCAGCCAGCUAAUGCGCUUUUUGGACAACUUUUUAUAGCUCAGAUGAAGGAAGAACGAAAUAAGGAGGCUACUUUUCUUAUUUCAGCCUUCAAGAAAAGUGAGAAAGUUGAUGAACUGCUUGAGUUGGCUGGCUACUACAAGACUUUUCUCAUGAAUUCUUAUCAAGAAGCAAGGUAUGGUUUUGCAACCACAAACAGUGUGGAUAUGAACUAUUUUACUAUUUGCUAUCAUUUAUCUUUCCCUGGUAUAGUGAUCAAUAAUUGUGAGAUCGAUUGGCCUCUUUACUUAAUCAAUAAUUUCUUUUUCAUAUUUGUUUCCCAUGGAAAUGUUAGUUCUUUCAUUUUUAUUUCUCAAAUUUCAAUAUUUUUGGCUUCAAAACUUAUCACAUAUUUCGUUCCUAUUUUUACAUGGUGUCAUUCUUAAUUUUGUCUAAUGUGUAAAGUUU